GUAAGAGGAGUGUCUCUGAAUGUGACAUCACACGAAACUUGAAACCAUCAUUUUUAGCAACCCUCCUCCUCACUGCCUGCUCCCACAUUUGCUCCCCUCUCUCUAACCCUAAGACGCCCUGUGCUUCUCUGCAGGACUCCAACAACAGGCCAGUGUGACUACCCUCUCAGCCCAAACUACAGCCCUGAUCCCAGGACUCCACCAUACAGGUCCCCCUCUGCUUCAGAGAGUCAUCUGGGUCUGCUUCCUGAGGUACCGAUUUUCCCUUUCAAUCCCUUUUCCUUCUAUAAACAACAAAUGCCCUCUAUCUGACGGAAUCAGUUCACCUAUGUCCCCAUCAUAAGUAUGGAGCUGCAGAAGCUAACCAAUGGAAAUCACCACCAUGACGACGCUGUGCCUGUGGAGGGAGGAAUCACACCAGAGGAAGAAAAGUUCCUGCAGCAGAGUGAUGGAUCAAAGAGACCUCAGUUCACAGAUUUUGAGGGUAACACCUCCAUUGGGAUGUCCGUCUUCAACCUGAGCAAUGCCAUCAUGGGCAGUGGCAUUCUUGGUCUGUCGUAUGCCAUGUCCAACACCGGCAUCGUCCUCUUCCUGAUCCUGCUGACAUGUAUCGCUUGUCUGUCCUGUUAUUCCGUCCAUCUGCUGCUACGCAGUGCUGGAGUUGUGGGUAUUCGCGCCUAUGAGCAGCUUGGCCUGAGAGCUUUUGGUCAACCAGGGAAGAUCAUAGCAGCUGUCAUCAUCACGCUACAUAACAUUGGAGCCAUGUCCAGCUACCUGUUCAUAGUCAAAUCUGAGUUACCGCUGGUCAUCCAAGCCUUUCUUGGCCAGACAUCCAGCUCCGGAGACUGGUUCAUGAAUGGAAACUACCUGAUCAUCAUUGUUACUGUCUGCGUCAUCCUCCCACUGGCCCUGAUGAAACACCUGGGGUAUCUUGGUUAUACCAGCGGCUUCUCUCUGUCCUGCAUGGUCUUCUUCCUCUCUGCGGUCAUCUACAAGAAAUUCAACAUUGCUUGCCCUCUUGAAGUGUUUGGCAACUACUCUGUGAACGCAGCUGUCUCAGAGGAGACAUGCACUACCAAAUACUUCACCAUCAACCAAGAGACGGCAUAUACCAUCCCCAUUCUGGCAUUUGCUUUUGUAUGUCAUCCUGAAGUGCUUCCCAUCUACACUGAACUGAGCAACCCAACCAAGAGAAGAAUGCAGAACAUUGGCAACGUUUCCAUCCUGGGCAUGUUCAUCAUGUACUCCUUCACUGCCACAUUUGGCUAUCUGACCUUCUACGAGAACACUGAAGCAGAGCUCCUCCAUACCUACAGUAAGGUGGACCCUCUGGACACUCUGAUCCUGUGUGUUCGUCUGGCCGUCCUGGUGGCCGUCACUCUGACUGUACCCGUGGUCUUGUUUCCUAUCCGCCGUGCCCUCCUGCAGCUGCUGUUUCCAGGGAAGGCCUUCCACUGGCUCCGUCACAUCGCCAUCGCCAUGUGUCUGCUCUUUGUUGUCAACCUGCUGGUUAUCCUCGUUCCAAACAUUCGAGACAUCUUCGGCAUCACUGGGGCAACCACUGCUCCCAGUCUGAUCUUCAUCCUUCCUGGACUGUUCUACAUUCGCAUCAUCCCCACUGACCAGGAGCCCAUGAACUCAAGACCGAAGAUUCAGGCUGCGUGUUUCACAGCACUGGGUUUCAUAUUCAUGCUCAUGAGCACGACAUUCAUCGGGCUUGACUGGAUGAGUGGAGAAAAGCGAAAUCUCGGCGGCCACUAAAGUGCACCCCAAACCCUACAGCAGCCCAAUGCUGCACCCCUCCUCCAGUCCUUUGGCUGGGAAGCAAGUUUCAACCUACUGCUAAGAGGCUCUGGGCUUUUGUUGGACUCCUUUUAUGAAUCAUAAGGACAUGCCAUUGCUCCAGAGUGAGGAGAGGAGACCAGUCCCAUGACCUACCCAGGUUGACCCAUCCAUCACAGGUGGUGUUCUUCUGUUCUACAUGAAGAGCUGACACAAAUUGUUAUCCAUGGAAGCCCUUUAAUCAUUAUUAAGUCAUCUGUCAUAACGGAGGCUAAAUGUGGUGUAGAAUAACAAAAAUAUUAAAAACAUCUUCAAUUUCAACUGAGAUCAUUUAUUUGAGUAUGUGCUUGAGGAAAUUGCUAUUCCAAAAUAUAUACCAUUAUGGUGUUAUCAUUGUAGUCCAAUUAUUUCUGCUCAUCUGUGAGUAUGAGGUAAUUAAACAAAUUCACUUCAAUUGAUGUAUUGUGUACUGUGAUUCUGCAGAGCAGUAUUUGCCAAAUUGGUCAAAUUAUUUAGGUUUCCAUUAGCCAAAGACAGACAUGACGUGUAUGCAACUGUGAACCAAUUCAUUUUUGUGAUUAAUUUGUGAAUUUAUUCUGGAUAUAAGUGGAUAUUGUUUAAUAAAAAAUAUCAAAGGAU
Cyclopterus lumpus (lumpfish) is the source of this 2421-nucleotide messenger RNA. It is a transcript of the gene slc38a5b, whose product is annotated as solute carrier family 38 member 5b. Gene Ontology annotation, biological process: glycine transport; L-histidine transmembrane transport; L-glutamine transport. Lineage: Eukaryota; Metazoa; Chordata; Actinopteri; Perciformes; Cyclopteridae. Gene Ontology annotation, molecular function: L-glutamine transmembrane transporter activity; glycine transmembrane transporter activity. Bases 346 to 1761 code for a protein of 471 amino acids. The transcript is spliced from 16 exons. The record is from RefSeq and is a predicted model, not a curated record.